AUGAAAUGCUCAGGUUGUUUGAAAGCAUCUAAAGAUAUAAAUAGCAUAAAAUGUGGCGGCGCUGCCUGCGACAAACAAUUCUGCUCAAUGUGUAUAAACAUAGGUACAAUGUCAAAUGAGAAGAAAAAAAACUGGAGAUGCCCCGACUGCUGUGCCAUGAAAAAAAAAGGUGGUGAUAACAGCCUGACUCCUGUUCGGCCGGCUGAUGAGAACAUUACAUUGAGGAAAAAGCAUGAUGAAUCGCCCGAGGACAAUCUACAUGCCGAGGUUAAGGAGCUCACAGAAGAAGUUCGUCUUCUUACGCGAGAAAUAACUUCACUAAAGGAGCGCCUAGAAAGUGCCACGUCAUCUAUGUCAUGCUGUCAGGCAAGACUAGAGGAAUUAACGACUUCAAUAGCCACCAAUGACUUUAGAAUAAAGAGUCUGGAAAAUCGAGACAAGGAGGUUAAGAUACUUGAAAACAAGGUAUUGGAACUGCAACAAGAAGUAAAUACCCAAUCGCAACAACAACUGUGCAACGAAUUAGAGCUGGCGGGUAUCCCCGAAUCAAACAACGAAAACCUGCACCACAUUGCACUACUAGCUGCGAAAAAGGUAGGUGUCGACCUGGCUGAUGACGACAUUGACUGGGUGACAAGAGCUGGACCUCACAUUAAGCGUGCUGUUAAUCCCAAUAGCGAUGUAAAUAGUACUAGACCUAUUGUAGUGCGUUUUCUACGUCGCAGUAAGCGAGAUCAACUAAUAAAGGCCUCGAAAACAAGACGCAAUGUCACGAGCAGCGAUCUGGAUGUACCAGGCAAAUCAUAUAAAAUCUACUACAAUGAACGCCUGACGAAAGAAAAUAGAUUGCUUUUUCGAACUGCGCGCUCAAAAGCAAAGGAACAUCAAUACGCCUACUGCUGGGUCACACAUGGUAAAAUAUUUCUCAAACAGAAAGAAGGGAAAGCAGCACUGCACAUAGUCCGGCUAAUCAACCAGCUGGUGAAACGUCGCGGUGAGCGGUUGUCUCCUUCCGCCCUGGACUGUCUGCUCACCCUAAAGAUACGGGACAUCGAUAUGGAUGCUGAGGCCGAAAUCAAGAACAAAAAGCGUAUAGACGAGAAACAUAAAAAGAGAAUCGUUAACUUGUCUAAGAAAGAGAAAAAGCGCUCCAAAAAGCUGAAAGAAGUAGAGCGAGAGUUGCUAGAGACGCAAGCGCAGGAGAGUGAGAUGUCGCGGCGUAAGCAGCUGACGGAGGUGACGAAGACGGUGUUCCACAUCUACUUCCGGCUGCUGAAGACAGCUCCUCGCUCGCAGCUGCUGGCCGCAGCGCUAAACGGACUUGCCAAAUUCACCCACGUGAUAAACCUGGAGUAUUACUCGGACCUGGUGUCGAUCCUGGGCCAGCUGCUGUCGGACGAGCUGGUGGGGCCGCGCGAGCGCCUGCUGUGCGUGCGGACGGUGCUGGCCAUCCUCGCCGGCUCCGGGGACGCGCUCAACGUGGACCCCGCCAAGUUCCACGCCUACCUUUACUAUGCCAUGCUCGGAGUUCAUGCUGGUUGUAGUCACGAGCACGCGCCCAUAGUCAUAGAGGCGGUGAGCCUGGUGUGCGGUCGCGCCCGGCGCGUGUCCGCGGGGGUGCUGCAGGCCUUCGCCAAGCGCCUCGCCACGCUCGCCACGCAGCUGCAGCACAACGCCGCCCUCGCCUGCCUCUCUCUGCUGCACGCGCUCACGCAGCAAAGUAAGGCCGUCGCAUCUCUGCUGGAGCUGGACGGCGAGCUGGGGUCGGGGCGCUUCGACCCGAGCCUGUCGUCCCCCGAGCACUGCAACGCGCACAGCGCGCGCCUGCACGAGCUGCACGCGCUGCGCCGCCACCACCACCCCGCCCUCAGCCGCGCCGCCGCCCUACUGCUGCGGGGCGCCCCGACCGACCACAACAACAUGACUCCUCUACAAAUAUUUGAAGCAUACGACGGAUCGCAAAUGGCGUUCAAGCCCGCCGUGCCGCCUCCCAAACGUACCGAGACACUCAAACAGAAGAAAAUCACACCUACCCACAUCUGGGCACAAAACUCCUUGAAAGAAUUUUGUGAAACUGUUGAAAAUAGUGUUAACAUGGACAUCAUUACUGAAAGAUAA
Molecule: messenger RNA, 2118 nt
Organism: Arctia plantaginis
Lineage: Eukaryota; Metazoa; Arthropoda; Insecta; Lepidoptera; Erebidae
Source: the annotation of a GenBank genome assembly